Messenger RNA from Cotesia congregata, 966 nucleotides. The record is from the annotation of a GenBank genome assembly. NCBI's taxonomy places the organism in Eukaryota, Metazoa, Arthropoda, Insecta, Hymenoptera, Braconidae.
AUGGGACAAGCAGUUUCUAGAACGGAUUUUGAAUGGGUUUACACCGAAGAACCUCAUGCCAGUCGACGAAAAUUAAUAUUGGAAAAAUAUCCGCAGAUAAAAAAACUGUUUGGAUACGACCCGAAUUUCAAAUGGGUGGUGACAUUUAUGGUGUUGAUACAAUUUGCUUCAAUGUUUAUUGUAAAAGAUUUAAGCUAUCCAAUGUUAUUCCUGAUGGCUUAUUGCUUUGGAGGUGUUAUUAACCACUCUCUUAUGUUAGCUGUUCAUGAAAUAUCACACAACCUAGCGUUUGGACACUCAAGGCCGAUGGCUAAUAAAUUGUUUGGAUUUUUUGCUAACCUGCCAAUUGGAUUGCCAAUAUCUAUUAGUUUUAAAAAAUACCAUUUAGAGCAUCAUCGUUACCAAGGCGAUGAAUAUUUAGAUACUGACUUGCCGACACUACUUGAAGCUAAACUAUUUUGUACAACAUUUGGUAAAUUUUGCUGGGUAUUACUGCAGCCAUUUUUCUACUCAUUCAGACCAUUGAUCGUUUAUCCAAAGCCUCCGACAUUUUUGGAGUACGUGAAUUUAGUAAUACAAUUAAUUUUCGAUGCCAUUGUUUGGUAUUUUUUGGGUGGAAAAGUAUUGGUGUAUUUGAUAAUGGGUGGAGUGAUGGCAAUGGGGCUACACCCAGUAGCUGGACACUUUAUUUCAGAGCAUUACAUGUACAAAAAAGGGUAUGAGACGUACAGUUACUACGGACCGUUAAAUCUGAUUACGUUUAACGUUGGUUAUCAUAAUGAGCACCACGACUUCCCGGCUGUUCCUGGGUCGCGUUUGCCGGAGGUAAGGAGAAUAGCCUCUGAAUUCUACGAUAACUUACCUCAUCACAACUCCUGGACAGCGGUGAUCUACGACUUCAUAAUGGACCCAGAGAUCGGGCCGUACGCACGAAUAAAACGCAAGCACAGAGGCUUAGAUUCGUGA